AUGUUGGAGGGACUCGUCGCCGGCCUGCUCAACAGGUUUCUGGGUAUGUACGUCAAGAACUUCGACCCAGCACAGCUCAAGGUCGGCAUUUGGUCUGGCGAUGUCAAGCUUAGGAACCUCGAGCUGCGGAGGGAGGCCCUCGACCAGCUGAAGCUGCCCAUCAAUGUUAUGGAAGGCCACCUCGGCGAGUUGACCCUCAUCAUUCCGUGGUCCAACCUACGCGGCGCCCCCGUCAAGGUCUUUAUCGAAGAUGUCUUCCUGCUUGCCUCCCCAAGGGAGGAAGCCGCCUAUGACGAGGACGAGGAGGAGCGCAGGAAACAAAGAAUCAAGAUGGAGAAGCUCGACUCGGCCGAGCUGCUCAAGGAGAGAUCACAGGAAGGCAUGACCCAGGAGGAGCAGCAGAAGAGCCAGAGCUUUACCCAGAGCCUGGUCACCAAGAUCGUCGACAACCUGCAGGUCACGGUCAAGAACAUCCACAUCAGAUACGAAGACUCCAUCUCCGCACCAGGACACCCCUUCGCCCUCGGUGUCACACUCGAGGAGUUCAGUGCUGUCAGCACCGACGGCCAGUGGAAGCCGACCUUCAUCCAAGACUCUACCAAGAGCACCCACAAGCUCGCAACCCUCGGCGCCCUUGCUGUCUACUGGAACACAGAUACAGAGCUGCUGGGCCCGGGCCGCGAAGUGACGAGCGAUGACGACGAGCCGAUGCCGCACGACGAGAUGGUUGACAAGUUCAAGAGCUUGAUAGGAUCGACGGAAGACACAGACCUCAACCACCAGUUCAUCCUCCGCCCCGUCAACGGAAAGGCUAAGAUCGUUCUCGACAAGACUGGCGAUACACACGUUCCCAAAGCCAAGGCGAGUCUGCUCUUCGAGGAAAUUGGCUUGGUCAUCGACGACGACCAGUACCGAGACGGCUUAAUGAUGGUGGAUCUCUUCCAUUAUUUCAUCCGGCACCAAGAGUACAAGAAGUUCCAGCCGAAGGGCGUAACGCCCAAGGAGGAUCCAAGAGCGUGGCUCAAAUUCGCUGGGGACGCCGUCCUCAGCAAGAUCCACGACAGGAACCGUAGAUGGUCUUGGGAUUACUUCCGCGAAAGACGCGACGAUCGAAAGCGCUACAUCGAGCUGUUCAAGAAGCGGAAGCAACAACAGCAACUCUCCUCCGACGAGAGCGACGACCUCAACAAACUCGAGUGGAAGCUUGACUACGAAGACCUGCGCUUUUGGAGAUCCCUGGCUCGAAACCAGCUUAAGAAGGAAAAUGCCGAAGCCCUCAAGAACCAACCGCCCAAGCAGCAGCAGCAAGGUUGGGUGUCAUGGAUGUGGAGUGGCGGGGCGAAGCAACAAGAACAGCAAAACACAGACGAGAACACACAAAUCACGGAGGAGCAACGAAAAGAGUUGUACGAUGCCAUCGAAUUCGACGAGAAGACGGCUAUCGCCGAGUCUGUUGACGUGCCUCGUGACACCAUCAAGAUGCAAGUCGAGGCAUGGCUUAGCACUGGAAGCUUUACGCUGAAGAAAAGUCACAACGGCAAGAGAAGCGACCUUCUCAGUCUCCAUUUUGACGUCUUCAAGGCCAAGGUUUUGCAGCGCCCCGAUUCCUUCCUGGCCGACGUUAGUCUGGGUGGACUACGCGUGAACGACGGAACCACUCCCGACUCCCUUUUCCCAGAGAUUGUGCGAGUCAAGGAUGCGCCUGAAGUCCAUGAGCACAAGCGUCUGACGAUCGAAGAAUUGGAGGACAAUGAAGACGAGCCAUUCUUCCGGUUUGAGGUCGAGCAGAAUCCCAUCGAAAAACAGGGAGACAUCGCGUUGUCUGGAUCUCUCAAACCGCUCGAGAUCGUUUGGAACCCUAACUUCGUGGUGGGCGUUGCCGACUUUUUCAGGCCACCAGAGAGGCACAUGGAAUCCAUUACAGCCCUGAUGGAGACUGCCGGCGCCACUGUCGAGACAUUCCGUGAACAGACGCGCGCAGGUCUCGAGUUCGCUCUUGAAGAGCACAAGACUAUCAAUGCCCAACUCGACCUGCAGGCUCCUCUCAUCAUCGUACCAGUCAGCAUCUCGGUCAAGGAGUCGACUUGUCUCAUUCUGGAUGCCGGUCACAUCAGCGUUAACAGCGAACUGGUCGACCAAGAUACCAUGAAGCAGAUCCAGUCCAAGCAGCGACAAUCGUACACCGAUGACGACUUUAAGCGCCUGGAGUCCGUCAUGUACGACAAAUUCCUGGUCAAACUCUCCUCGACCCAAGUGCUGAUAGGACCAUCCAUCGAGGUGACCAAGGCUCAGCUUACGGAGAAGGAUGACACGCAACAUCUUCACGUUGUGGAGCGGAUCAACGUUGACUUCGUUGUUGAGACGUCCAUCUUGCCAAAGGCACCAAACUUGACCAAGUUGAAGGUGUCAGGCCAUUUGCCACUUCUUCAUGCCACCGUCUCGGACACCAAGUACAAGAACUUGAUGAGGAUCAUCGAUGUCGCUAUUCCCAAGUUCGGCCAGGCCGACAAUCAGCAGGAACAGAUCCAAGACUCGCAAGGCCAGUCGGUUACGACUCGCCCUAGGGGGCUGAGCACCGCGUCGGCUCGGUCGCGAUCUCGUAAGGAGCCUUCCCGCCGGAGGUCGUCGCAAUUCCCCUUCAUGCAGCAGCAAACCGCCAUCGUUAUCGACGAAGACGAGGACGAUAGCGAUGAGUUUGAGGAUGCAGACGGCGGCCGAGACAAUAAGGAGCAGCUCAAGCUACAGCAGCGCUCUUUCGAGUUCAAGUUCAAGGUCGACACUCUAAAGGGCUCUCUGUACCGCAGCGAUCCGGACAAGAAGAAGCCAGAUGCACUCUUGGUUGAGCUCGUUGCCGAGAACUUCGACCUUCUCUUCUACCUGCGCCCAUACGACAUGUCGGCUGAGGUGUCCCUGGGCUCAGUGAUCAUGGAUGACUUCGUCGAUAACCCUUCCGCCGAAUUCAAGUCUAUCGUGUCGUCAGGGGAUCCUGACGAUCGCGAGCAGAACCGAAGUCUCGUCAGCGUCAAGUUCACCAAGGUCAACCGCAGAUCACCAGAGUUUAUGCCCGUGUACGAGGGUGUUGAGACGAACGUGACGGCUGCGAUCUCCACCAUCAACCUCGUGGUGACCAGGAAGACUCUGUUGACUUUGCUCGACUUCAUCCUAGCGACGUUUACUGGUAACAACAAUGACGCAGCUUCGCCCCAGGAACAGAAGGCGAUUUCAGACUCGGAAGACGAAGGCGAUGAUGAAGAGGUUGAGAUUGCCGUGGACGCCCCGCCGGAAGACGCACCUGCCAACACAGGCUCCAUCAGAGUCAAGGUCGACCUCAAGAGUAUUCGCCUCAUCCUCAACAAUGACGGCAUCCGUUUGGCGACUUUGUCUUUCAACCACGCGGACGUUGGCGUUUUCCUCCUUGGCAAGACGAUGCGUGUGAAUGCCAAGCUAGGAAAUCUCAACUUGGUUGACGACAUUAACCAGGGUGUCUCGGAGGAGUCGAACUUGAGGCAGCUCAUUUCCAUUCAAGGCGACGAGCUCGCCGACUUCCGAUACGAGACCUUCGAUGCCACCAACAAGAAGGCGUACCCUGGUUACGACUCCUCAGUCUACCUGAGGGCUGGCUCUGUGAAGCUCAACUUCCUCGAAGAACCCUUCCGUAAAAUCAUCCAGUUCCUUGUCAAGUUCGGCAAGAUGCAGGCCAUCUACAACGCUGCCCGCCAAGCUGCCGCGAACCAGGCCAACCAGAUUCAGCAAAGCACAAGCAGAUUCAAGUAUGAUGUCGUGGUCAAGACGCCCAUCGUCGUAUUCCCUCGUGUCGUCAAUCACGGCCAACCUAAGCGAGAUGUUAUUACUGCGUACCUGGGAGAAAUCUACGCCCAGAACAAGUUUGCUCCUCUGGAUGACUCCGAGAAUUCGCAAAUUGCGACAAAGAUCAACGCAGGAAUUCGCAAUAUUCGCCUGACGUCCGAUUUCAACUAUCCCGGAGACCUCUCCGAAGAGCUUGAACUCAUCGACAAGGUUGACUUGGGCUUCAACGUGACUUAUGCCGAACACCAAGACGGCACCAAGCGUCCCGAGCUUGAAAUUGAAGGCAGCAUGUCCGACUUCAACCUGAAGCUCACCCAGUACCAGCUUCGCUUCUUGAUGGAAAUUUCGAAAUCGGUUCCAGCAGCCUUUGCGGGCGAUGCUGACGAACAAAACCAGGAGGCCGAGCGUGAAGUUGACAAGGAAACUCUGCAAAGAGCGAAGUCGUUGCCCAUUGAUAAGAACAAAGGCAAUGAGCAACAGCUCGUUGAUCUGGGCCCCGAGCUGUCACCCAAGGACAAGACAUGGACGAAGCUCGACCUGGUUUUCCAAGUCAACACUAUCGGCAUGGAGCUGCUGUUAGCGCCCGACGACAAGCCUGUUGGAAAGCUCGAAAAUGCUAGUCUCUCGCGAUUUUCACUGGACGUCACCAAGCUGAAGACAAGAAUGCUCAACGAUGGUUCUUUAGAGGGAGAGUUCCUCAUCCACUCGUUUACCAUCUUCGACAGCCGACCUCGCGACACUAACAAGUUCCGAAGGAUCAUGACGUCGUCGAACAAGGAGGUGCAGCAGCUUAUGGCAAGCAUCACAAUGUCCGGCGGACAGGACAGAAACCUCAUCGCCAUCGUUACCAUCGAUAGCCCACGUGUCAUCUUUGCCCUGGACUACCUCUUUGCCAUCCAGCACUUCGUCAUGGUUGGUUUGCAACCCGAAGAACCCUCAAUCGUCGACGAUGAGUCCUUGUUGGAUACACCCGAUGAGUCGGAUGCAGACGCGGACUCGAUGCAGGUGACAUGGUCGAAGUCCAAAUCGCAGAAGAGCAACAAAGAAGAGACAGACAGCCCCCAGGAGAACGCCGAGGACAAACCGCAAAGCACCAUGAGCAUUGCCUACAGGGUCAACAUUGUUGACGCUCAAGUCAUCCUGAUCGCAAACCCUCUCAGCUCCAGCUCUGAAGCCAUCGUACUCGGUACCAAACAGGUGUUGCUAUCUCAACAGCACGCCCUGACCUUCCAAGUCUCCGAGAUCGGCAUGUUCCUCUGCCGAAUGGAUCGAUUUGAGGAUUCUCGCCUGCGUAUCAUUGACGACUUCUCGGUACAGAUGUCGAUGGACAGCUCCAAGCCGAACAUCACCAGCAUUCAUGCCGACAUCGAGCCAUUGAUUCUUCGACUGUCAUUGCGGGAUAUUCUGCUUGCGCUACAGAUUGCGAGCAAGGCCACUGAGCUUUCGGACCAGCAACCCAAGGACCCCAAGUCAUCGUCAUCAGCUGCCGACGAGAAAGCGAGGCAACUUCGACAGGCUGGUCUGAAGCAGCGCACUGCGAGCGGCAAGGGGCCAUCGACUAUUGCCAACAAGACAAUUAUGUCCAAGGCACAGACGCAGAAAAUUGCAGCGUCCCAGGCAAAACAGGCUCAUGAGGACCCUCAAGGAACUGCAGUUCAGUCGCAGACGAAGCGACACGAAGAGCUUUCCGCUACCAUCGAAGGCAUUCGCGUUGUUCUGAUCGGCGAUGUCCACGAACUCCCGAUCUUGGACCUGGGCAUCAAGAACUUCACCGCCACCGCGGAAGAUUGGUCCUCCAACCUCAAGGCUGAAACCGCCAUUGAUCUAUACACUAAUGUGUACAACUUCUCCAAGUCUGCCUGGGAACCUCUUCUUGAGCCCUGGCAAGUUGGCAUUGGAAUGGCGAAGGACGCGCAGUCUGGACUCAUGUCCAUCGACGUGGCCUCCAAGAAGAUCUUCGAUGUCACAUUGACUACCGCCACUAUCGCACUGGCAUCGAAGUCUUUCGCAUUCCUCAGCAAAGAUGAAGACGUCCUGGGCAAACCUCGAGGCGUGGACGCACCAUACAGAAUCCGCAAUUACACUGGUUUCGACAUUGUGGUGCAGUCAAAGAGUUCCACGACCGAAGACAACAUGACGGCUCGUCUUGAAGACGGCCAAGAAGCGCCAUGGAGCUUCGAGCCUUGGGAGAAGAUGCGUGAGAACCUCUCAACCGAGAGCAGUACCGGUAGUGUUGGUAUUCAACUAGAGGGUAGCGGGUUUGACCCGGUCAAAAACGUACGACUGAAUCGUGAAGGCGAGGCUAUCUACGGUUUGAAGCCCAAGACCGACAACAUUCUGCACCGACUACUUGUCGAAGUCACACUCGGCAAGGACAAUGUCAAAUAUGUCACCUUCCGCUCGCCGUUGGUGGUCGAGAAUGAGACCCAGAUCCCGGUUGAACUCGGCGUCUAUGAUGCUCAAGAAGGUCACCUGCUCAAGAUUGAGAAGAUUGCUCCCGGCGAAAGUCGCCCGGCUCCUGUUGGAGCCGCAUUCCUCAAGUCAUUGCUUGUGCGGCCCGACUCGGGCUUCGGGUAUGCCUGGUCAUCCGAGAGUUUGUGGUGGAGAGAUCUUCUGAAGAGACCUACCCGGACGAUGGUUUGCAAGGGCGAGAAUGGUGAUCCAUUCUACUUCCAGCUCAAUGCCACUUUCGACCGAUCCAACCCCUUAACAAAGAACUACCCGUACAUGCGCAUCAAGUUGUCACCACCCGUUAUCCUCGAGAACCUCUUGCCAUACGACUUCAAGUACCGCAUUUACGACAAAAACACCAAGAAGGACUGGGCAAACUUCCUCCGCAAAGGUGGUCUCAGCCCUGUACAUGUCGUCGAACUCUCCCAUCUGCUUCUCCUCAGCGUUGACAUGCAGGACACCGUCUUCAAGCCCAGCGACUUUGCGAUCAUCAACUCUGGGCAGUCAGAUGACUUCAAGAAAGAAGACAGGUUGUUGUGCAAAGACGCCGAUGGUCUGCAGCUUAACCUCAGGCUUCACUACCACAAGAUUCCCGAUGGCGGUGGAGCAUUCCGAGUGACGGUAUACAGCCCCUACGUCAUUCUAAACAAGACCGGUCUCGACUUGCAGCUCCGAGCCAAGGGAUUCCUACAGGGCGCCCGACCUGCCGCAGGCCAGGCGACCCUAUCAAACAGGUCGGAGAGGGAUCGGCCCAAGGCGACGCCGCUCAUGUUCUCCUACGGCAACGACGACCAUAGGAACCGUGCGCUGCUGCAGAUCGCGGAUUCAGAAUGGAGUAAGCCGCAAAGUUUCGAUGCUAUUGGCAGUACAACAGAGGUGGUUCUUCCUUCGCCAUCCAGAAACACCGAGGUCCAUAUCGGCAUCACAACUGAGGCUGGCGAGGGCAAGUACAAGAUGUCCAAGGUUGUUACCCUUGCUCCGCGGUUCGUAUUGGAGAACAAACUGGGAGAGGAGAUCAAUGUCAGAGAGUCCAGCUCCUCAGGCUUCAUGACGCUCAAACCAGGCGCUCACCAGCCACUGCACUUUAUGCAGAAAACCGCUGUCAAGCAGCUCUCCCUAUGCCACCCUGGAAUGAACAAUCAAUGGACUUCUCCGUUCAACAUCUCGGAUAUUGGCACCACCCACAUCAAGAUAGCUAAGGCUGGCCAGAGGCAACGACUCAUCCGAGCUGAGAUCUUGAUGGAGGGUGCGACAAUCUUCCUGCACCUCAGCAUGGAGACCAAGAACUGGCCGUACCAAAUGAGGAACGAGAGCGACACCGAAUUCACCUUCUACCAAGCCAACCCUAGUCUGGAAGACGAUGGCGUCGAGGAUAGAUCUGGCUGGAGACCCAUCAAGUACAGGCUGCCACCGCGCAGCAUCAUGCCGUACGCGUGGGACUUCCCGGCCGCAAAGUUCCGGGAGAUUAUCAUCAACGUGCACGGCAAGGAAAGACAUGUGAAGCUCGCCGAAAUCGGCAACCAGAUUCCGAUGAAGUUCACCACCCCCUCCGGACAACAAAAGAUCAUCGACAUCAAUGUUGCCGCAGAUGGCCCUACCCAAACGUUGAUUUUGUCCAACUUCCGACAAUCCAAGAGUCUGUACAGACAGAAGUCCAAGUCUGGCUCUCGCACAAGCACCGAUGGCUUCGAAGUCAAGGAUCAAGAAACGACCGCCACAUUCCGAGCACAGCUCAAGCUAUCGGGUAUCGGAAUCUCGCUUAUCAACUCUCAGCUGAAGGAGCUGGCCUACGUCACCUUCAGAGAUGUGUCUCUCCGAUACCACGACUCGCCUCUUCACCAAACAGUCAGCUUCUCGGUGAAGUGGAUCCAAGUUGACAACCAGCUGUAUGGCGGUCUAUUCCCAAUGAUCUUGUACCCCAGCGUUGUUCCAAAGAGAGCCCAGGAGGUCGACGCACACCCGUCUCUUCACGCAAUGGUAACUCGAGUGAAGGACGAUUCGUACGGUGUGCUGUACAUCAAGUAUGCCACGGUUUUGAUGCAACAGAUGACAAUCGAGCUCGACGAAGAUUUCGUCUACGCAGUGCUCGAUUUCUCCAACAUUCCCGGCGCGGCAUGGUCCGACAGCAACGAGGAGGGCAAGCUGUGCGAUGAGGAGCUGGAUAUCCCAGAGCCCAAUCAGCAACAAUCUGGCCAGGAUAUUUACUUCGAACUGCUGAACAUUCAGCCAAUGCAACUCGACCUUUCGUUCAUGCGGACAGAGCGUGUCAACGCCGAAGACAAGACAUCUACCCGAAACCCGUUGAUGUUCUUCCUCAACGUUAUGACAAUGGCCAUCGGCAACGUCAACGACGCCCCUAUCCGUCUGAAUGCUCUUAUGCUGGACAACGUACGAGUGUCUGUGCCGGCUUUGACACAGAACAUUUCCAAUCACUACAGCCAAGAGGUGCUUUACCAGAUCCACAAGAUUCUUGGAUCUGCCGAUUUCCUCGGCAACCCAGUUGGACUAUUCAACAACAUCAGCUCAGGCUUGACGGAUGUUUUCUACGAACCAUACCAAGGACUCAUCCUCUCAGAUAAACCCGAGGACUUUGGUAUCGGUGUUGCGAAGGGUGCUGCAUCUCUCGUCAAGAAGUCUGUCUAUGGCUUCACUGACUCCUUCUCCAAAUUCACCGGCAGUCUGUCCAAGGGUCUAGCCGCUGCCACCCUUGACAAGCAAUUCCAAGAUCGUCGUCGCAUCACUCGAGCCAGAAACCGCCCCAAGCACGCUCUCUACGGUGUGACCACUGGUGCCAACUCGUUCUUCACGAGCGCCGCAUCUGGGGUUGGUGGUCUUGUCCGCAAGCCGCUUGAGGGUGCCGAACAAGAGGGAGCCCUCGGCUUCUUCAAGGGUAUCGGAAAGGGUGUUGUCGGAUUUGCCACCAAGCCCGCCAUUGGCGUCUUGGACAUGGCAUCCAAUGUUUCCGAAGGUAUUCGCAACACGACCACCGUCUUCGACGGCUCGGAACUCGACCGAGUUCGCCCAGCACGCUUUGUGCCUUCCGACGGCAUCGUGCGCCCGUACAACGCGCGCGAGGCUCUCGGCCAAUCUUGGUUGAAGCAGGUCGACAACGGGAAGUACUUCAACGAGAACUACAUUGCGCACUUGGAGCUGCCCCGCGAGGAUAUGGUUGUCAUGAUCACUUACGCUCGGAUACUGCUUAUUCGCAGCCGGCGUCUGACAUCUGAGUGGGAUGUGCCUCUGAAGGACGUCCAGACAAUCGCGAAGGAGCGUACGGGUCUCAGCCUAACUCUGAGAGGCGGCACUAAUGGACCGUUUAUACCCGUGGGAGACGAGAGUGGUCGUGCCUUCCUGUACAAGAUGGUGGCCGUGGCUGUGGAGGAGUUCAACAGGAGGUUCAGAGGCUUGGAGUAA
This is a messenger RNA of Colletotrichum karsti, 9672 nucleotides long. Its product is annotated as vacuolar protein sorting-associated protein vps13. Bases 1 to 9672 code for a protein of 3223 amino acids. Lineage: Eukaryota; Fungi; Ascomycota; Sordariomycetes; Glomerellales; Glomerellaceae. The transcript has 2 exons. The record is from RefSeq and is a predicted model, not a curated record. Gene Ontology annotation, cellular component: extrinsic component of membrane. Gene Ontology annotation, biological process: protein retention in Golgi apparatus; mitochondrion organization; late endosome to vacuole transport.